AAAAGGUGUUACAAAUUUUACAAAAAAAAAAAAAAGCCCAAAAUUGCGGAGAUGAAGAAGUUGUUAAAUUCACUCGCCAUCUUUUUUUUUUUUCUUUCCCCAGGUUUUUCUUUUUUUUUAUUAUUUUAAUUCAAGAAUAUGUUGGCUUCAAUUACUUCACGCAUUGCUAUUCAAACGUCAUCUACUUUUAUCAAACGCUUCUAUGCUACAGGAGCAGCAGGUGCUAGUGUACUUUUACUUGUUGAACAUAAAGAUGGCGCCAUUGGUGGUGCUACGUUGAAUGCGUUAACAGCUGCUACCAAGUUAGGCGGAUCAGUCACAGCUCUUGUUGCUGGUGAUGCGCCUGAAGGUAUUGCAAACCAAGUAGCCAAAUUAGCAGGUGUCUCUAAAGUCUUGACAGCUAAAGAUGCAGCCUAUGCCAAUUUUUUACCUGAAAAUAUGGCACCCCUUUUGGUUACCACACAAGCUCAAUUUGGAUUUACACAUUUGGUUGCUGGUCAUACUGCAGUUGGUAAAAACAUUUUACCCCGUGCUGCAGCAUUGAUGGAUGUAGCAGCUAUUUCUGAUAUUACUGGUAUUGAAAGUGAAGAUACCUUUGUUCGACCUAUUUAUGCUGGUAAUGCUAUUGCAACUGUUAAAUCAAAUGAUAAAGUAAAAGUUCUUACAGUUCGUGGCACUGCAUUUGAGGCAGCUAAUUCUAAAGAAGAUAGUUCCCCUGAAGAAGUUGCACCUAAUGCUGAUAAACCUGAAUUAACUCAAUGGUUAGGUGAGGAGAUUCAAAAGAGUGAUAGACCUGAUCUUGGUUCUGCUAAACGUGUUAUUAGUGGUGGACGUGGUAUGAAGAAUGGUGAAAAUUUCAAAUUAUUAUAUGAUUUAGCUGAUAAAAUGGAUGCAGCAGUGGGCGCUUCUCGUGCUGCUGUUGAUGCUGGCUUUGUUGAUAAUUCAUUACAAGUAGGCCAAACUGGUAAAAUUGUCGCACCUGAACUCUAUGUUGCUGUUGGUAUUUCUGGAGCUAUUCAACAUCUUGCUGGUAUGAAGGAUUCCAAGACAAUCGUAGCUAUUAAUAAGGAUGCUGAUGCACCCAUUUUCCAAGUUGCUGAUUAUGGUCUUGUUGAUGACUUAUUCAAAGUUAUUCCUGAAAUGACUGAAAAGAUUAGCAAAUAAUAGAGAAUCGUAUUUAUUGCAGCUGUUAUUAAUAAAAUAAAGAAAAAAAAAUGUCAUAGAUAAAAAAUGACACAAGCAAGUUUAUUCACUUAAAAAAAAAA
Cokeromyces recurvatus is the source of this 1265-nucleotide messenger RNA. RefSeq names its product electron transfer flavoprotein alpha subunit precursor. Gene Ontology annotation, molecular function: electron transfer activity; flavin adenine dinucleotide binding. Bases 139 to 1164 code for a protein of 341 amino acids. Gene Ontology annotation, cellular component: mitochondrion. NCBI's taxonomy places the organism in Eukaryota, Fungi, Mucoromycota, Mucoromycetes, Mucorales, Mucoraceae. The transcript is spliced from 6 exons. The record is from RefSeq and is a predicted model, not a curated record.